AUGGCCACACUUGACGAAACCGAUUUCGAUGUCAUUGUCCUCGGUACAGGUUUACCUGAAUCCAUCACGGCUGGCGCAUUGGCACGUGCAGGCAAAAAGGUGUUGCAUAUUGACAGCAGCGAGCUUUAUGGUGGCAACUGGAGCGUAUACGACAUAAAGAAUAUGCUCAAAUGGGUGGAGCGUUUCAACCAAGCAUCAGGGGAAGCUGAGGAACCCAAUAGUAGUAACAGCGACAAUGAAGCGACCAUCCAAUACACAUCCAGCUAUUUAGCCAACUAUCGCAAUGUCACAGCUCGCGUGGGAAAGGAUCAACAAGAAGAAGAGAUAUCAACUGAAGAUUUGGACAAGGUGUUAUCAUCCGAUUUCCUUGAGUCGAUAGCUCCAGAUGCAUCAUCCAAGCAAACGCUCGCCAAAAUGCUCAAAAAGUCACGUUCUUACAAUUUGGAUUUGGCGCCCAAGCUUUUGUCUUGCAAGAGUGAACUGGUAGAGGUGUUGAUUCGUAGCGGUGUGGGCCGUUAUCUCGAAUUCAAAGGAGUGGAUGAAUUGUGUCUAUUCCAGAAUGGCAAACUUGAAAGGGUACCUAGCUCCAAGGAAGAUGUAUUCAACAACCAAGCCAUUAGCCUGAUUGAUAAGCGCAAGCUGAUGCGUUUUCUUACGUAUGCCGUUGAUUAUCAAGAGAAGCCCGAGGUGAUGGAAGGGUUCGCUGACAAGCCAUACAGUCAAUUCCUCGAAGACAAGUUUAAAAUUUCCGGUCAAUUACGGGAAGCUAUCAUUUAUGCCAUUGCUAUUGCUGAUGCUCAAGUCGAUACAAGGACUGCUUUGGAAAGGACACAGACAUUCGUAAGGUCAAUGGGAAGAUUCACAAAGGGUGGUUACUUGUGUCCGCUUUAUGGUGGUGCUAGCGAAAUAGCUCAAGCGUUUUGCCGUGUAUGUGCCGUGUUUGGAGGCAUUUAUAUCUUGAACCAACAGCUCGCUUCGUUUACAAUGGAGGAGGGUCGAUGUACCGGUAUUGUCACGCAAGAUGGCCAAAAGUUCAAUAGCGAAUGGAUUAUCUCCGGUCUCGACUACUUGAACAAGCAAUGGCUUCCAAACAAGAACGAAUACGAAUCAUGGGUAUCACGAGCCGUCAUUGUGAGCGACAAACCUUUAGUAUCCUUGGAGGAAGAAGCCUUAUGCUACAGCGUGUUUCCACCUGGUAGUGCUGCUGGUAAUCAAGAUGCGCCGAUCUAUGUGAUUCAUCAAAGUGCAGAAACUAUGGCGUGUCCUAAAGGAGAAUAUGUAACCUAUCUCUGGAAAGUGGGUGACAACGAUGCCAGCUCUGAGCUGCAGGCUGCAGUGGAUUUGCUUGUCCCUGAAGAUGGUCAUGUUAAGCUUUCAGUGUUCUAUCAACAACGUUGUCGACAAGUGGAUUUGGAUUCCCAGAAUUGGCAUCUACCCGCCAAUGUGAUACCAUGCAGUGAUCCAAACGGCUCUCUCGAUUUUAACGAUGCCAGCAAUGAAGCUACAGCUGCCUUUUUCAAAUGUGUACCCGCUGAUACACCCUUUAUGCCAGCACAAGAAGAAGAGGAAGCGGUUGAGGAUGAUUAUUAG
Molecule: messenger RNA, 1590 nt
Organism: Lichtheimia ornata
Lineage: Eukaryota; Fungi; Mucoromycota; Mucoromycetes; Mucorales; Lichtheimiaceae
Exons: 10
Coding region: 1-1590 (529 amino acids)
Biological process (GO): intracellular protein transport; vesicle-mediated transport; small GTPase-mediated signal transduction
Cellular component (GO): cytoplasm; nucleus; Rab-protein geranylgeranyltransferase complex
Molecular function (GO): GDP-dissociation inhibitor activity
Source: RefSeq, a predicted model, not a curated record